Phanerochaete carnosa HHB-10118-sp is the source of this 1531-nucleotide messenger RNA. RefSeq lists its product as uncharacterized. Gene Ontology annotation, biological process: RNA processing. Gene Ontology annotation, molecular function: ribonuclease III activity. The record is from RefSeq and is a predicted model, not a curated record. The transcript has 5 exons. Bases 62 to 967 code for a protein of 301 amino acids. Lineage: Eukaryota; Fungi; Basidiomycota; Agaricomycetes; Polyporales; Phanerochaetaceae.
CUUUUCGCAGUCUCCAACCCCUCCCACUUUGAAACGACAUCGCUCGCCAUCGUCCUCGACUAUGGGAAGCCCAGCGCCUGCCCAGUAUCCACCGCUUCCCCAGCUCAAUGGAAACGUUAUCCUCGACGUUUUCACUCAUAGGUCUCUCAUCUUUCCCGGCGCGCCCCUCGACCAAGACUCCGAGUACGGCGGCGGCGAAAGGCUCGCUGUGCUCGGAGAGAAGGCGGCGGAGGUUGCCGUCACUGAGACCUUGUUCAGGAAGAGGCCGAUGUUGAAGGGCGUCGACAUUGAGAAACAAAGGAAAGAUAUUUUGAUGCCCAAGAACGUACAGACAUGGACUACCGUGUACAAGCUGCGCGACAAGCUGCGGUGCAGUCCUGAAGCAGUUCCAGGCCUGAACGACCCAGACGAAAUGGCUCUGCUCUUCAAUACCUACGUUGGCGCGGUAUACGCUACCCUCGGCAUGUUGGUCGUCCAGAACUGGAUCGGUUGUCUCGUGGACCCUGAUUAUGUCCCGUCUUCACAACUUGAUAUGGACAUGGAUCUACUGCACAACGCUAAGAAACUCAAGAUCGAGCCCCCCCAGCAACAGCAGUCUCCUUUCAACGCUACAUUCAGUGCCAUGCCGGAGCCGAUGAUGCCCCCUCCGCCUCAACCUCCGCCGCCUGCUGGCCCUCCUCCUCCCCUACCUAGCAUGCCCAGUGCGCUCGGCAUUUCUAACCCUCUCGCACCGGCUCAGCCUCAAACCGCCUUUCUGCCUCUCUUCAACCAGACUGCGAAUCAGCGGAGAAUGUUUGUGGAGUACCCCGCAGCAUUCUCCGGUCCUGCGCAUGCUGGUAAAUGGACCGUCAAGUGUGUAGUCAAUGGUAUAGAGAAGGGGACUGGUUCCGGAGCCAGCAAGCAGCUUGCUAAGGAAGAAGCUGCCAGGCAGGCAUAUUUCGCUAUGGGCUGGGCUCCGCGCUCGUAACAUCACUAUUGCAUGGAUUAUUGGAAUUGGAUGCCAUACUACCCAUGUAAGCUAGCUGCACUGGCGGUUAUCAUUGCAGCCCAGGCUGUAGUGGGGAUCAUCAGGCCAAUGAGUCAGCUUGCGAUCUCGUGAAUGGCUCGAUGGCUAGAUUACAAUGGUAAUUCCGCCUCCAAUGAGCGGUAAAUGAGCGUGAGGCCCUCGCCUCCCUUGGCAAUGCUCCAGGAGAAUGCCAGCGUGCAGGGAAGGGUCUCACUUUCACUUACGGAAUGUUGGGCAGGGCUCUCCGAGCUGGGACUGGCGGUGUCUACUGUCCAUUACUGGCGUGAUUCGGAUGAGCACGGAGCCCUGCGACGUGAGAGGAUCGAAUCGUCGCAGCGCUACCUUUCACUUUGCGAUCCUGAUAAAUCUCUUGGUGUCGUGAUGUUACAUCAUCUUAUGUGAGUGUCGCUAAUACUCGAGCACCAUCCCAUAAACUCCUCGCAUGAUUUCGCUGUACUCGUCAAUUGCAAUCAGGGAAUCCUCUGCAUGCUUCCCAUCUUCCCAUACUGCGGCCUUUUUUUUAAA